Ostrinia furnacalis (Asian corn borer) is the source of this 3936-nucleotide messenger RNA. Its product is annotated as putative sodium-coupled neutral amino acid transporter 10. The transcript is spliced from 10 exons. Gene Ontology annotation, biological process: amino acid transmembrane transport. Gene Ontology annotation, cellular component: membrane. Gene Ontology annotation, molecular function: L-amino acid transmembrane transporter activity. Lineage: Eukaryota; Metazoa; Arthropoda; Insecta; Lepidoptera; Crambidae. The record is from RefSeq and is a predicted model, not a curated record. The coding region runs from base 143 to 3175 and encodes 1010 amino acids.
AACGUCACUAAAAUUUGACAGCUGUUGACUGAGUUGAGUUUGACGUUUGGUAAUUUACAAAAAAAUGUAAUGUGGCCGAGUUCUUUUAGAUUUUGUACGAGAAAUUGGAAAUAAAAUAAAGCGUAAAUAGAUAAUUUACAUCAUGGGCACGACGGGACAGUCGAUUACUUUAGCGAACAGUAUCAUAGGGGUAGGCAUUUUGGCUAUGCCAUUUUGCUUUCAACAAUGCGGAGUGGUGUUGGCUACUUUGAUCCUAGUGUUUAUGGGCCUAGUCUCAAGGCUAUGCUGCUAUUUCUUGCUAAAGUCUGCACUGAUCACUAGACGGAGAAACUUUGAAUUUUUAGCAUUCCAUGUAUUUGGUUCAGCAGGAAAAUUGGCAGUAGAGGUGGGCAUCAUAGGUUUCCUGAUGGGCACGUGCAUAGCUUACUUUGUAGUCGUGGGGGACCUCGGACCGCAGAUUGUCGCUAAAAUGUUUAAUAUCAACCAAAGUGAUAUACUAAGAACAUGUAUAAUGGUGAUUGUGUCACUGGUGUGUGUGCUACCACUGGGCCUGUUGAGAAACGUGGACAGUCUCAGUAACGUCAGCGCGGCCACCAUUUGCUUCUACUUCUGCUUGGUUAUGAAGGUGAUAGCAGAAGCGGCGUCGCAAAUGUUCACAACGUCUUGGGAGACGCGCGUAGAGAUGUGGCGGCCGGCGGGCGUGCUGCAGUGCGUGCCCAUAUUCUCCAUGGCGCUGUUCUGUCAGACACAAUUAUUCGAAAUCUUCGAAUCGCUGCCUUCGCUAUCCCUCGAAAAGAUGAACGUCGUCACGAAGAACGCAAUCAAUAUCUGCACGUGCGUUUACUUCACUCUGGGUCUCUUUGGGUAUAUCGCAUUCUCGGCUCAAGAUAUUUCCGGUAACAUCCUGAUGAGUUUGAGUCCCACCAUGGCGAGUGACGUCAUCAAGCUGGGUUUCGUAAUGUCGGUGGCCUUCAGCUUUCCGCUCAUAAUCUUCCCUUGCCGAGCUAGUCUGUACUCGCUGCUUUAUAAGAAGGUGCACUCAUCGCACCACGACCACAUAAUCAACCACUCGAUCCCUGUGCGUUCGUUCCGCUGCAUCACCGUGGGCAUAGUGGGCGCAUCGCUGUGCGUGGGACUGGCGCUGCCCAACAUUGAGCUGGUGCUGGGAUUGGUGGGCGCGACUAUAGGCGUGUUAGUGUGCGUGGUGUUCCCAGCGGCGGCUUUUGUAAGGGCCACACAUAAGGAUACAAAUGAAAGGCUGUUGGCUAAGGGCAUCAUAAUCCUGGGCCUGAUCAUCAUGGUACUAGGCACGUGCGCCAACCUGCAGGCGGCCGAGAGCCAGAUCGACAAGUACGACGACAAGUAUAUCACCAAAGAACGCAUCGACAAGAUGGUCGAGGACUUCUUCCAGAAGCAGGAGAAACCCAACGGUGUCAUAAUAAAACCAGAGUUCAAAAACGGUCCAGAUGAAACAAACAAGAUCAACGAUGAUAUUUUAAAAGAAUCCGUUGUGUUACCUCCAAAUCCAGUGCCUCCAGAAUCGCAAUCAAAUGAAAAGAAAGAAGAAAACAAACCCAAACCUAUAGUAAAAGAUGUUGCACCAGAAAUAUUACCAGAAACCGUCGACAAAGUAUCGGAGACGCAUCCUAAAAAUCUAAAUAAGGGACAUGACGCUAAACAUGUUAAUGGAGUCAAAGAAAUACAAGAACAAAAGCAAGUUGAAAAACCAAAAGAAAACAAUGAAAAACCACAGUCACUCGAAGAUAAAAUGAAUAUAAAACAGCAAAAACUCAUAGAAACAAUAAAACAACAUGGCGAGGAACAAAAAGAGCUUCUCAAAGAACAGAAAGAAAUUCUAUCUGAACUGCAGAAAACUAAACAAGAAUUGGAGAAAAAUAAGAAUGACGCAGCCGAUGCGGAUGCAAAGAAAAUUGCCGUCGAAAGUAUUAAGAAAAUAGCGAAUAUGGCGAUACAAAGCCUGGCUGGCGUGUCUGAUAAACCUGGGGAAAUUGGAGACGAGAAAAAAUCUGAACAAUUAGAAAAACUAGCAGACGAAGCAGUGCAAGAAAUAGCUCAAAAGGCUGUCGAAACCAUCGAAGCCAUAAAGGAAAUCAAAGAAAAGCCAGAAGCCCCGAAACCUUUGCCUAACGUACCUCUUGUGCCUGUCCCACCUAACAAUAAGUUGCCUCUAAAUAAUGGACAAAACAUUAAUCCAAAGCAGGUUCAGCAAAAUGUCGUAUCAAAUGGUCAAGUGAAUCCCCAAAAUGUGCAACAACCCAAUGCUCAACCACCAAAUAUUGGUCAACCAAUAGCAAAUGUAGCAAAAGACGUAAAUGUACCUCAACCACCUGCAAAUGUUGUGCAACCAGUGAAAACUGCCCAACUUCCGGCAAAUAACGUCCAACCUUCGGCCAAUAUUGGUCAGCCUAUAGCGCAAGCUUUAAGUAAUAAUGCUCCUGUAGCUAAUUUACCACCAAUCCCCGCAAAUAUUGGUCAGCCUCCCGCAAAUAAUAAACAACCCGAUGCAAAUGUACAAGCAAAUAUAGCACAAGCUGUCGUAAAUAACCAACCAGCUGCCAAUCAAAUUGCACAAAACAUACCUAAUAAUAAUAACCUGCCAGUGAAAAAUAAUCAGAAUGAAUUGCCAGUACAAAACAACAAAAAAUCUGCUGAAACUGCCAAACAGCAUUUACACGCUCUUGAUGAACCGCAGUCUUAUAAACAAGGCGAAGACGUACAGAAAAAGAAUAACGACCAAGCCCUUAACAAUAUCGUUGCUAAAAAUGUCCCACUACCCUUAGCUAUAAAUGGCAACACACAACAAAAAAUAAACGAAAAUGUAAACUCAGUACAAAAUAGUGAUAAUGCUAAUGUUAAAAUCGACGGCAUUCAAAAUGCAAACCAAAAAACUGGAGAUAAAGCUGCAGGUAGACAAAAAAGAGAAGUCGUCGAUUGCACAGAAAAGUCUGCUCUAAAACCUGAAGACAAAGAAAUUUGCAAAACGUUAAUAGACAAUAAGCCAGAUUUAAAUAAGGAUGUGAAAGAUAUCCUUUCGUCUCAAGUAGAUUUAACCGAUAUUGGGCUGCCAAAGAAUUUACCUUUCCAUCCAAACGUUAUACAUCACAUUAGCAGAUCUCUAAAAUUGUAUAAAGAACCAAGUAAAAACGAGAGAUGAACGCUAGAAGAGGGUUAAUGUUAAAUUUUUUUGACGCCAUGAGGUCAUGUGUUAAAUUUGCAUUUAUUUAUUUAUUUAGUAUGUAUGACAUUGUUAUUACUGCGCGGAUACUGAAGCACCGAGUGUUCCAUUCAAGCAGUUCAGUGCUACUAUUGCUAUGAGCGUUUUCACUGGAAUACAUGAGAAGAUAAAAGAUAAAAAGGAACAUCGUUAAGAGUCAACAACCAUCACAUUUUUCUAUGGAUAAUGACAAGCGCCAGUUCUUUUGCGUCUUAAGGCAAUGGAUGCACUAUUAUUAUUAUUUAUUUAUUUCUUGGAUGCGUGAAAAGUACAAUUGGACUGGAAAAUAUGCCAUUUUUUACGGUUCAGAAACAUGAGAAUUUAUUCUCAACUGUACGACAUUUCACGAUUCCUAUCGGUCUUACAUGAUGAUUCAUUUUUCAUACCAAUUUACUAACCUAAUCUAAUGUAAAGAAAAAGUGCCCACAUAUUUUUGGCCCUGAUUGUACUUAUGUAUGAAGCCCGAUUCCAUAUGAAUGUAUUUUAUUUAUGGAUACUAACUGCCCACGAUUUUUUUCAAAUAUACUUUUGAUUUUCAUUUACUGUAGUUCCCAUUUACAAGUAAUAUGCCUUACUUCAGACUUUACUAAUAUGUAACUAAACUAUGUCUGUGAAUCUCUUCAUAUCUAAGUUAAUCAUGACGUAGAUUUAUUUAUUGGACAUCGGGCUUUGCAUGAAUGUUAUUUGUGAUCUCAAGUUAU